This is a messenger RNA of Rhinocladiella mackenziei CBS 650.93, 1221 nucleotides long. RefSeq lists its product as uncharacterized. The record is from RefSeq and is a predicted model, not a curated record. Lineage: Eukaryota; Fungi; Ascomycota; Eurotiomycetes; Chaetothyriales; Herpotrichiellaceae. The transcript is spliced from 2 exons. The coding region runs from base 1 to 1221 and encodes 406 amino acids.
AUGGCUGGUCCACUCCUUCAUUCUGACAGCAAAAGUUCGCGUCGUCGCUGGCUCAUCGGCAUCGUUGUUUUCACCAUCAUCGCCAUUUUGAUCACCACCAGCGCUCAUUUCAGAGGAAAUUCCUAUGGCGAUCUGAGCUUCCCGGCUCCCGGAUCAGAAACCGGUUCACCAAGGACUUUACGUCUGAAGGAAUUCAUCAAGCCAGAGGGCAUUAAGAUCAUCGGACUUGUCUUUUUUGGUAGAAAAAAUCGAGUUGAGAUUCUACGAUGUUUCCUCGAGCGCAAUCUCGUCGAUAAUGGCGGCUGGCUCGACGAAAUCCACUGGGUGAAGAACACUGAUAAGAAAAUUGACCUGGUAUAUCUGGAUGAGAUCCUGGCCUCGUCUCCGCGGUACAAGAAAAUCGAGCUCGAGGGUGUCGGCUUCGUCGGCUACGGGUACGCCUGGUCGCGCCUGGAGCGAGGGCAUUUGUAUGUCAAAAUAGACGAUGACGUGGUAUGGUUUGCCGACGACACUAUUCCACGCAUCGUGACAAUGAAGCUCGCGAAUCCCAACUACCUGCUCGUGAGUGCGAACAUCGUCAACUCCCCGCUCAUGGGCUGGGUGCACUACCACAUGGGUGCUAUGCACCCUUACCUGCCGGAAUUCGACGUCUAUGAGCCUCCGCUGCUGGAAUUCCCACACCCGUCACGCAAACCCUGGCAGUAUUCCGCAUACCCCUACUGGACUGGGCCCGACGACUACUUCUUCGACAUGUUUCAAGACCCACCGUAUGACGGGCAUCGAUGGCUACGGAUGGUCAACGACUCAGCGAUCCACCGCACUCCCAUCACCGAGAUCGAGUACAAGACUUGGGGCAAUGGAUUGAAGUCCUGGGCCAUCGCGGCACAGGAACACUACUCAUUCCUGGAAAACCUUGCGGACGGCCGACUGGAUCGCUACAAGACAGGCGGCAAGGCCUGGCUCACCGACUACAAACGGCUGAGCAUCAAUUUUGUCGCACUCUGGGCCGAUGACGUCCUAGACAAUUUGCCGAUGGACACUGUUGACGAGGAGUGGUUGACCAUCAACCUGCCCAAGAGACUGGGUCGGAGCGUGGCGGUUGAAACGGACGCUUUGGCAGUGCAUUUCACCUUUGGUACUCAGGGCAAGGUCGAGAAGACAGACCUCCUGCCUAGGUACCAUGACUAUGCGCUGGAGAAUGCAUGUGCCAGAAAAGUCUGA